Chinchilla lanigera (long-tailed chinchilla) is the source of this 936-nucleotide messenger RNA. Its product is annotated as olfactory receptor 13A1. Gene Ontology annotation, cellular component: membrane. The transcript is spliced from 2 exons. Lineage: Eukaryota; Metazoa; Chordata; Mammalia; Rodentia; Chinchillidae. Gene Ontology annotation, biological process: G protein-coupled receptor signaling pathway. Gene Ontology annotation, molecular function: olfactory receptor activity; G protein-coupled receptor activity. The coding region runs from base 1 to 936 and encodes 311 amino acids. The record is from RefSeq and is a predicted model, not a curated record.
AUGAUGAAAAGUGUUAACCAGACGCUGGUGACACAGUUCAUCCUGCAGGGCUUCUCAGAGCACCCAGAGUACCAGGUACUCCUAUUUGGCUGUUUCCUCUCCCUCUACACUGUGGCGCUCACUGGCAACAUCCUCAUCAUCUUGGCCAUCACCCUCAACCCUGGGCUCCACACCCCCAUGUACUUUUUCCUGUUCAACCUGGCUACUAUGGGUAUUAUCUGCACCUCGUCCAUCAUGCCCAAGGCCCUGCAGGGUCUGGUGUCACAGCAGAGCACCAUCUCCUAUGGGGGCUGCAUGGCCCAGCUCUACUUCCUCACGUGGGCUGCAUCCUCAGAGCUGCUGCUCCUCACAGUCAUGGCCUAUGACCGCUAUGCCGCCAUCUGCCACCCCUUGCAUUAUGGCACCAUGAUGAGCAAGGCCUUCUGCAGCCUGCUGGCCGCUGGUGUGUGGAUGCUCUGUGCCUUCAACACGGCCAUACACACAGGGCUGAUGCUACGCUUGGACUUCUGUGGCCCCAAUGUCAUCACACACUUCUUCUGUGAGGUCCCCCCUCUGCUGCUGCUCUCCUGCAGCUCCACCUAUGUGAACAGCAUCAUGAUCGUCCUUGCGGAUGCCUUCUACGGCAUCCUCAACUUCCUGAUGGCCAUCGUGUCGUACGGCUUCAUCAUCUCCAGCAUCCUGAAGAUGCGGACUUCAGAGGGGAAGCAGAAAGCCUUCUCCACCUGCUCCUCCCAUCUCAUCGUGGUGUGCAUGUACUACACUGCCGUCUUCUAUGCCUACAUCAGUCCCGUCUCCAGCUACAAUGCAGAGAAGAGCAAGCUGGCUGGGGUGCUGUACAGCAUGCUGAGCCCCACCCUGAACCCCAUUAUCUAUACUUUGAGAAACAAAGAGGUCAAAGCAGCUCUCAGGAAGCUCUUUCCCUUCUUCCAAAAUUAA